GUUCUAGACUUUCUCAAGACACAGAGAGAGAGAGAGAGAGAGAGAGAGAGAGAGGACACAACGGUUGUACUUUGCCUUCUGAGCUGAGCAGUUCUCAAUCUCAAGUAAACAACCGCCGGCAUCUGAGCUGACCUGACCUGAGCAAGACUCGGCCUGUCUCUUAUUAAGAGUAAGGUGGUCCUCCAGCCAAUUCCAUAGUAAAACUCUCAGUAAUGAUGCUCUGCGCAAACAUAUUACAUAGCUGCUCACUGAGACUGGAGUAUGCCUAUACUGAGAUUCGGUUCCAGUUAUAACAGACUGCAAUUUGGACAAGCUGUCAGAAAUCUGAUCGUAUAUUGGGUGGAGUCUGCUUUCAGUUGAAUCAACCAUUUGUAGUUUCCCAUGCAAACAUCUCAACAACACCGAAGUACAGCUAUCCACAUGCUGCAUCACCAGCCUAUGAAGGAGAUUGAGUCCUAUUCCUCACCGCAUUUCCUAAUUUUAGAGAACAGUGUAUGCCCAGAUAUCGGCAACCAAGGGGAAAAUGUUUCUUUUCAGACGUUCAAGGAAGAGUACUUUACCUUGGAAUCAACCCCCAUGAAUGAUAGUUUUAUAGCCUGUGAUUCCCCUUCAGCUGUUAGUGGCCUGUCUAGCCGGAGUCCUUUUUCACCACAAGGGUCCCACUCAUACUCCUCUGAUCAUCAUCAUUUUUCUGACACCACAUCUAGAUCUCCAGUAAGUGGGUGUUCCGGAGUUGACGAUGGCAAUGAUUUGAAGUACAAGCUCAGGGAACUCGAAGUUUCACUGCUAGGUCCGGAAUCAGAUAUUGUUGACAGCCAUUAUUGUUGUUACAAGAGUGACGUGGCAAGGUGGAACGAGAAAGAAAUUUCUGAAAUGAUACCCAAGCUGAACCUAAAAAAUGUCCUCAUUUUCUGUGCACAUGCAAUAUCGGAGGAGGAUAUGUACAAAGCUGCAAACUGGAUGGCAGUUUUGGGGCAGAUGGUCUCAGUCUCUGGGGAUCCAAUGCAAAGAUUGGGUGCUUACAUGUUGGAAGGUCUUAGAGCAAGGUUGGAAAGAUCUGGUAGUAUGAUCUAUAAAACCCUGAAGUGUGAGGUACCUACAAGUGAGGAACUUAUGACAUACAUGUCUAUCCUCUAUAAGAUCUGCCCAUACUGGAAGUUUGCUUACUUGUCUUCAAAUGUUAUUAUGAGGCAAGCCUUGCAAAAUGAACCAAGAGUGCACAUCAUAGAUUUCCAGAUUGCACAGGGUAGUCAGUAUAUACCUCUCAUCCAGGAUCUAGCAUGUCAGCCCGGAGGACCCCCAGUUAUCCGAAUCACAGGUGUUGAUGAUUCCCAAUCAAAUCAUGCGCGUGGAGGAGGACUUCACAUAGUAGCGAAAAGGCUCUCAGAAGAGGCUGCAAAAUACAAUGUGCCGUUCGAGUUCAAUGCUGCUGCCAUGUCUGGGUGUGAGGUUGAACUGGAAAAUCUCAGGAUUCAACCCGGAGAAACCAUAGCUGUUACCUUUCCAUAUGUGUUGCACCACAUGCCAGAUGAGAGUGUGAGUACAGAAAAUCACAGGGACCGUUUGCUAAGGCUGGUUAGGAGUUUAAAACCGAAAGUCAUGACACUCGUUGAACAAGAAUCGAACACCAAUACUUCCUCCUUCUACUCAAGGUUUGUGGAGUCUGUAGAUUACUAUACAGCAAUGUUUGAGUCAAUUGAUGCGGGGUGUCCAAGGGAUAACAAACAGCGGAUAAAUGCAGAGAUGCACUGUGUGGCUAGAGACAUAGUGAACAUGAUUGCGUGUGAAGAUGCUGAGAGAGUGGAGCGGCAUGAACUUCUGGGGAAGUGGAGGGCAAGGCUGAUGAUGGACGGGUUUACGCCAUGCCCAUUUGGCCCUUCUGGGAUCGGGGAGAUCAGAAAACUAUUGAAUGACUACAAUGAGAAUUAUCGAGUUGAAGAGAUUGACAGUGCGCUCUACCUUGGUUGGAAGAAAAGAGCUCUGGUAACUUCAUCCGCAUGGAGGUGUGCUUAUUGACGACUGCAAUAUCUCUGUAACAUUUCUGUUUUCCUUUUCUGGGAUCAGUCUCUGAGAGCAUGAGAGGCAGUGUUGUGUGUAGUUUUUGUAGGAUUCCAGAUUUAUAGCUUUAAUGUAACAGUUCCUACUUGCUAGUUGUAACAUCUCGUAAUUUUGAUGUAAAUGUGCGCUUGAAAUGAAAGGGAUUAUUAGCUCUCAGCUAUACUGCAA
This is a messenger RNA of Argentina anserina (silverweed cinquefoil), 2226 nucleotides long. RefSeq names its product scarecrow-like protein 13. The transcript is spliced from 2 exons. Gene Ontology annotation, biological process: regulation of DNA-templated transcription. The record is from RefSeq and is a predicted model, not a curated record. Gene Ontology annotation, cellular component: nucleus. Gene Ontology annotation, molecular function: sequence-specific DNA binding; DNA-binding transcription factor activity. Lineage: Eukaryota; Viridiplantae; Streptophyta; Magnoliopsida; Rosales; Rosaceae. The coding region runs from base 382 to 2016 and encodes 544 amino acids.